UAGAGGCCCAUAAUUCAUUGGCGCUUUUCCCUUGCAGUCUGAGAAAAAACAGCUUUGAUUCGAGUAGCACUCAACUCAACUACCGGAAAACGCCGCCGGAGUUCCUCAUCGGCCGCCAUACACUGCGAUAAAGUCCGUCCAGGUUUGCUUUUGCAUCUGCGAAAAUGACGAAGUUCAGGAAGCUAAGUCGAGACACGGCUCAUCGAAUGUCCAUGCUUAGAACCAUGGUCUCGCAGUUAGUGAAGCAUGAGCGUAUCGAAACUACUAUUAGCAAGGCUAAGGAGAUUAGACGGCUUGCGGAUAGAAUGGUAACACUUGGUAAAGAGGGGUCCGUAUGUGCUGCAAGGCGUGCUGCUGGUUUCGUGCGAGGAGACGAUGUCCUUCACAAGCUGUUUACAGAACUGGCUUAUCGAUAUAAGGAUAGAACUGGUGGAUACACCAGGGUGCUUCGGACUCGUAUUCGAGUUGGUGAUGCUGCACCGAUGGCCUAUAUUGAGUUAAUUGAUCGAGAAAAUGAGCUUAGGCAGUCAAAGCCACCAAAUCCUCAACCACCACAGAGACCACCCCUUGAUCCUUGGGCUAAAUCUCGUCUCUCCAGGCAGUAUGCAUCUCCCAAAGCUGAUAAAUCCGAUUCUGAUUUGUGAUUGUGGUUCAUUUGAAUGUAUUGCGGAAAAUACGUUUUGUCCCCGUAGUGUGAGAUGUCUGGAUUUGUCUUUGCUUAUUUUACAAAUUUCCCCAUGGCUUGCAAUAAUAAAAUAUUUCUCUACCUACUACUGCUGCUGCUACAGGAAAUUGUUCUAUAUUUUAUUGUAACCUCAAACUGACAAUUACCGUUGUAACGUCAUAACCGUUACAACUUACAACGGUGAAUGUAUAAACAAGACAGGUUAGAUUAUAGGGUCUUGCUUAUUUGUUAAUGGUUUUUGGUCUA
Molecule: messenger RNA, 931 nt
Organism: Trifolium pratense (red clover)
Lineage: Eukaryota; Viridiplantae; Streptophyta; Magnoliopsida; Fabales; Fabaceae
Product: 50S ribosomal protein L17
Exons: 7
Coding region: 165-644 (159 amino acids)
Biological process (GO): translation
Cellular component (GO): ribosome; large ribosomal subunit
Molecular function (GO): structural constituent of ribosome
Source: RefSeq, a predicted model, not a curated record